AUGGCCUGCCCCAUCAGCGUCAGCAAGUUCGUCGGCACCGUCUCCCUCGGUCUGCUUACGGGCCUCUCCUACUCAACCUCAUCAAUCACGAUCCCCGCCCUCCAACUCCUCCCAACAGCGACCUCAGCAGCCCGCUCCCUCAACGAGGUCAAGCGCUUGAGUCGCCGAUAUGCCCUCCGCCUCUCCUUCCUGACCAACUCCUGCUUCUGCUUCGCCUGGUGUUUGUCCUCCCCUCGUCGCCGUCACCCCUACAUGGUCUGGCUGUGGGCAUUCUCUACUGUCAGCGCACACGGUGUGGACUUUUGGUUCAACCGUCAUCUCGGCUUCAAGAACUGGGUAUCCGCCGUCAUCCGGGAUGUGUCGCACUUCUCUCUGACGGAGGCUAAGAAGGAUGAGGAUUUGGUGGUUGUGGAGUCUGAGAAUGAUGUCAAUGGAGAGACUGUGCAGCGUGAGAUGGAGCGGGAGCGCAAGCUGCACCGUGUGCGGGCUUGGUUGUCCGGCAUUGCACUUUCGAUUGGUAUUGUUGGACUCUGGGGUGACAAGCGGUGA
Penicillium brevicompactum is the source of this 549-nucleotide messenger RNA. RefSeq lists its product as uncharacterized. The record is from RefSeq and is a predicted model, not a curated record. Gene Ontology annotation, cellular component: mitochondrion. The transcript is spliced from 2 exons. Bases 1 to 549 code for a protein of 182 amino acids. Lineage: Eukaryota; Fungi; Ascomycota; Eurotiomycetes; Eurotiales; Aspergillaceae. Gene Ontology annotation, biological process: autophagy of mitochondrion.